CGCAGAGUGUCGUCGCCCAUAUUACUAUAUCCCUACCCCAACUCCAAGGCGCCAGUACUCCUCCUCCCCCUCCCUGCCACUCCCCUUCCAUCUACGCCAAUUCUCUCUCGGACGUGGGGCCCGGUCUCGUCCUCGCUGUGCGUCAUCUCCGUUCGGUUCCCAGGGACUCGAUCUCACACCCUGUCUCCGCCGUCCUCUCUCCGCCGCUGCCACCACCACCACCACCAUGGCUGCCAAGAUCGACGGCACGCAGAUUGCGAAGAACAUUCGCGCGGGGUUGAAGGCUGAGAUCCUGAAGAUCCAGGAGGCCAACCCCCGGUUCAAGCCCAGUCUUGUGAUUUUCCAGAUUGGCAGCAGGUCCGAUUCGAGCACAUAUGUGCGCAUGAAAUUGAAGGCCGCGGAGGAGGCAGGUAUCCUUUGCAAGAUUAUCAACUUUCCCGAAUCCGUAACGCAGCCCGAGCUCCUACAGGAGAUCACCAAGGCCAAUAACGACCCCACCGUGCACGGUAUUCUCGUGCAGCUGCCUCUCCCGCAGCACCUGUCCGAACACACGAUCACCUCUGCGGUCGCCGACGAGAAAGAUGUCGAUGGAUUCGGUGCGAUCAACAUCGGUGAACUGGCUAAGAGGGGUGGUCGCCCGCUCUUCGUGCCCUGCACCCCGAAGGCGGUGAUGAAGCUCCUGGAGGAGAGCGGCGUCGACCCGGCUGGCAAGGAGGCGGUGGUUCUUGGCCGCAGUGAUAUUGUCGGAAGCCCCGUCAGCUAUCUGCUGAAAAAUGCGCACGCGACGGUGACUCUGUGCCACUCGAAGACCCCGGACAUUGCGCGCCUUGUUAAGUCCGCCGACAUUGUUGUCGCCGCCAUCGGACAGACGGAGUUCGUCAAGGGAGAGUGGCUGAAGCCUGGUGCGGUCGUCAUUGAUGUCGGUAUCAACUACAAGCCGGACGCUACCCGGAAGUCGGGCGAGCGCCUCGUUGGCGAUGUCGAUUUUGAAUCCGCCGCCCAGGUGGCUUCCCAGAUCACGCCCGUUCCCGGUGGUGUUGGCCCCAUGACGGUGGCGAUGCUGAUGGAGAACAUCGUUUCCGCUGCCAAGGCUUACUUCGAGAAGCAGAAGGACCGACACAUCACUCCCCUUCCGAUCAAGCUGGUCACGCCCGUUCCCUCGGAUAUUGCCAUCUCCCGUGCGCAGUACCCCAAGCAGAUCACCCAGCUUGCCUCGGAAAUCGGCGUUUUCCCCCACGAGCUCGAGCCCUAUGGCCACACCAAGGCCAAGGUCAGCCUCUCCGUUCUCGACCGCCUGUCCCACCGCCGCAACGGUCGGUACAUCCUGGUCUGUGGUAUUACGCCUACCCCUCUCGGCGAGGGCAAGUCCACGACGACUCUGGGUCUCUCCCAGGCUCUCGGAGCCCACCUGAACCGCAUUGUCUUCGCGAACGUGCGCCAGCCCAGCCAGGGACCUACGUUCGGUAUCAAGGGUGGAGCCGCCGGUGGCGGAUACAGCCAGGUUAUUCCUAUGGAUGAGUUCAACCUGCACUUGACGGGUGAUAUCCACGCCAUCACUGCCGCCAACAACCUUCUCGCCGCCGCGAUCGAGACCCGGAUGUUCCACGAAUCUACUCAGAAGGAUGCCGCGCUCUACAAGCGACUGGUUCCCGCCAAGAAGGGCACCCGCGAGUUCCAACCCAUCUUUUUCCGCCGCCUCAAGAAGCUUGGGAUCACCAAGACCAACCCGGAUGACCUUACUGAGGAUGAGAUCCGCCGGUUUGCUCGCCUCGACAUUGACCCCGAGACCAUCACCUGGCGCCGCGUUCUGGACGUCAACGACCGCCACCUGCGGGGCAUCACCGUCGGACAGGCUGACACGGAGAAGGGUCUGACGCGCGAGACCGGCUUUGACAUCUCCGUCGCCAGUGAAUGUAUGGCCAUCCUCGCCCUCAGCAACAGCCUCGAGGAUAUGCGUGAAAGACUCGGCCGCAUGGUCGUGGCCACGUCGAAGAGCGGUGACCCGAUCACCUGCGACGACCUUGGCGCGGGCGGCGCCCUUGCUGCGCUGAUGAAGGAUGCCAUCAAGCCCAACCUGAUGCAGAGUCUGGAGGGUACCCCCGUCCUGGUUCACGCGGGACCUUUCGCCAACAUCAGUAUCGGAGCCAGCUCGGUGAUUGCCGACAAGCUGGCCCUGAAGCUGGCGGGCUCCGAGCCUGACGAGGACCACGAUGCCACGACGGGCUUCGUCGUGACGGAGGCCGGAUUCGACUUCACCAUGGGCGGAGAGCGGUUCUUCAACAUCAAGUGCCGGUCGUCCGGCCUGUCCCCCGACACCGUGGUUAUUGUGGCGACGGUGCGCGCGCUGAAGGUGCACGGCGGUGGCCCCGAGAUCAAGCCGGGGGCUCCCCUGCCGGAGGUGUACCGCACGGAGAACAUCGAGGUGCUUCGCCAGGGCUGCGUGAACAUGAAGAAGCACAUCGAGAACGCGCGGCAGUACGGAAUUCCCGUGGUGGUGGCGAUCAACCGGUUCGACACGGACACGGAGGCCGAAAUUGCCAUCAUCCGCGAGGAGGCCAUUGCGGCGGGCGCGGAGGACGCGGUGCCGGCCAACCACUGGGCGGAGGGCGGCGCAGGCGCAGUGGACCUGGCCAAGAGCGUGCUGGCGGCGAGCUCCAAGCCGAAGGAUUUCAAGCUGCUGUACGACCUGGACGGCAGCAUCCAGGAGCGCAUCGAGCGCAUCGGCAAGGCGAUGUACGGGGCGGAGAAGGUCGAGUUCAGCGAGCUGGCGCAGAAGAAGGUCGACACGUACACGGCGCAGGGCUUCGCCAACCUGCCCAUCUGCAUUGCCAAGACGCAGUACUCGCUCAGUCACGACCCGGCCCUGAAGGGUGCCCCGACGGGCUUUACCGUUCCUAUCCGGGACGUGCGGUUGGCGGUGGGUGGUGGAUAUCUCUACGCACUGGCGGCCGACAUCCAGACGAUCCCCGGCCUGCCCACCGCUCCGGGCUACAUCAACGUGGACAUCGACCCGGAGACCGGGGAGAUCGAUGGACUGUUCUAGACAGUAGACAGGAGGUUUAGAGGGCUUUGCUUGUUUUGUUUCUUGUUUGGAUCUGCGAUAUAUCUACUAGCAUGUUUGAUUGGUUUGGCCACGACGGACACGGGAGCAUGAAUGGGGGGAGGGGGGAAGAUGGAUUUCAACACAACACAGGUGUUCCUGAGGCGAUGACCAGAGAGAGAGAGAGAAAGAG
This is a messenger RNA of Aspergillus heteromorphus CBS 117.55, 3233 nucleotides long. Its product is annotated as C-1-tetrahydrofolate synthase. NCBI's taxonomy places the organism in Eukaryota, Fungi, Ascomycota, Eurotiomycetes, Eurotiales, Aspergillaceae. Gene Ontology annotation, molecular function: methylenetetrahydrofolate dehydrogenase (NADP+) activity; formate-tetrahydrofolate ligase activity; ATP binding. Gene Ontology annotation, biological process: tetrahydrofolate interconversion. The record is from RefSeq and is a predicted model, not a curated record. Bases 227 to 3043 code for a protein of 938 amino acids. Gene Ontology annotation, cellular component: cytosol. The transcript is spliced from 5 exons.